This is a messenger RNA of Carcharodon carcharias (great white shark), 1275 nucleotides long. It is a transcript of the gene gnrhr4, whose product is annotated as gonadotropin releasing hormone receptor 4. Gene Ontology annotation, cellular component: membrane. NCBI's taxonomy places the organism in Eukaryota, Metazoa, Chordata, Chondrichthyes, Lamniformes, Lamnidae. The transcript is spliced from 3 exons. The coding region runs from base 1 to 1275 and encodes 424 amino acids. The record is from RefSeq and is a predicted model, not a curated record. Gene Ontology annotation, molecular function: peptide binding; gonadotropin-releasing hormone receptor activity. Gene Ontology annotation, biological process: G protein-coupled receptor signaling pathway.
AUGAAUGCUAGUAUUAAAGGUUUUACCAAUCCUUUCUUAAGACAGACUCUCCUCUAUGACAAUAAUGGUACAUGGGAGGACACCUCCUUGGGACAUCCAUGCAACAAAAGCAUUGCCUGUCACUUUCAGCUACCAGUCUUCUCCAGUGCAGCUAAAGUUAGAGUUGGGAUUACCAUUCUUGUUUUCACUAUUUCUGCCAUGUGCAACCUUGCUGUGCUCUGGACGACCACUCAGAAUCGCAAGAGGAAAUCUCAUGUCAGAAUUUUGAUCCUGAACCUGGCUGCCGCUGACCUCCUGGUAACUUUCAUCGUGAUGCCUCUGGAUGCCACCUGGAAUAUCACAGUGCAGUGGCAGGCUGGGGAUAUUGCCUGUCGGCUGCUCAUGUUCCUAAAGCUGAUGGCUAUGUAUUCCUGCUCAUUUGUCACUGUGGUGAUUAGUGUAGACCGUCAGUCUGCUAUUCUAAAUCCUCUGGGCAUCAGUGAAGCCAAAAAGAAGAAUAAGAUUAUGUUGACAGUGGCUUGGUUAUUGAGUGUCAUCUUGUCCAUUCCACAGAUUGUCCUGUUUCACACUGUGAGUAUUACUGAGCCUCAGAACUUUACGCAGUGUUCCACAAUGGGAAGUUUCAAAGCACGCUGGCAGGAGACCUCAUACAACAUGUUCACUUUUGUUUUUCUCUUCCUCGUGCCACUGGUGAUAAUGAUAUUCUGCUACACGCGAAUCUUAAUGGAGAUAUCAAAGAGGAUGAACAAGGGAAAUAUGUCAUCAAAAGAAGUGCACUUAAGGCGGUCGACAAAUAAUAUACCAAAGGCACGCAUGAGAACUUUAAAAAUGAGCAUCAUUAUUGUAACCUCCUUCAUAGUUUGCUGGGCCCCAUAUUACCUCCUUGGACUUUGGUACUGGUUCUCACCAGAAAUGCUUUCUGAAGGAAAGGUCUCUCAGGCAUUGAGCCACAUACUCUUCAUUUUCGGCCUCUUCAACACAGUGUUGGAUCCUAUCACCUACGGACUUUUUACCAUGCAUUUCAGAAGGGGCUUACAACGCUGCUGCCAUUCUGCAAAGAUGGCAUCCAGUUCAGAUCUCAAUUCUACCCUGACCGGAUCAUUCAGAUGUUCUGCAUCAUCCUUUCGCCUCAAGAGAUUGAAUACACUUGCUCAAGAAGGUCAGAGAUCAAUCACGGAAAUUGAACCUCAUAGCAGAGGCAAUUACUGCAACAAUGGUUAUCUUAGUGUAUACGGGGAUGAUGCCAAGAAAAGCAACACAUGUGCUGAUGUCUGA